Mus pahari (shrew mouse) is the source of this 381-nucleotide messenger RNA. Its product is annotated as histone H2B type 2-E-like. The record is from RefSeq and is a predicted model, not a curated record. Gene Ontology annotation, cellular component: nucleosome. Gene Ontology annotation, molecular function: protein heterodimerization activity; DNA binding; structural constituent of chromatin. The coding region runs from base 1 to 381 and encodes 126 amino acids. The transcript has a single exon. Lineage: Eukaryota; Metazoa; Chordata; Mammalia; Rodentia; Muridae.
AUGCCUGACCUGGCCAAAUACCCUCCAGCUCCCAAGAAAGGUUCCAAGAAGGUUGUCACCACAGCCCAAAAGAAAGAGGGCAAGAAGCACAAGGGCAGCCACAAGGAGAGCUACUCCCUCUAUGUGUACAAAGUGCUGGAGCAGGUGCACUCAGCCACUGGCAUGUGGUCCAAGGCCAUGGGCAUCGUGAACUCUUUUGUCAAUGACAUCUUCGGGGGCAUUGCAAAGGAAGCUUCUUGUCAGGCGCAUUACAGCAAGCGGUCUACAAUCACAUCACUGGAGAUCCAGAUGAGGGUGAACCUCCUACUGUCCAGACAACUGGCUGAGCACACUGUGUCAGAGGACAACAAGGAUGUCACCAAAUACACCAGCAUCAAGUAG